AUGUCUUUUCUCCUAAAAAGAGCCCUCCAAGUAUCCCGGGCCCCGGUGCGUUUUUACGCCUCCAAGACGUUAUCCCCGCUUGAAAAGUACCAAGCCAAGCUUGAGAAAAAAGCCCGCGAAUUGGGCGUGGCUAGUGUGGAAGAUUUGAAAGCAAAACUCAAAGACGAGAUCGAACAAAAGAAGAAAGAGCUCAAUGCCGUGGACCCGCUCAAAGAACUCGAGGAAUACGAGAAGGCCCAGGCAGCAAAAGUGCAAAAGAAAGCCUCCAACAAGGUCCGUGGCGCCAUCGACAAGGCCACACCAAAGGCUCCAUACAAGACGCUUUCAUCUUUUCUCGAUGUCGACAAGGUGAAAGAGUUGCCCGAAAAAGAGGUGGAUUUCUUGUGGCGUGCCCGGUUCCAGCAAAAGGAAAGAGCGUUACAUGCGACGUUGAACGCCACGCAGUUUGCCAACAUCUUCGCCAACGCUUUCAAGAACCCAAACUUCAUUUUACCUUUACCCAAAGAUGGCGAAGGUUACGAAAUGCACUUUGUCCAGUGGGCAUUUGUGGGUCCCCAUACAACCCACUGCAUGUUGACUUCUUUGGCGGAGUACAAACUUCACAAGGAAUAUGCGAAGCCGCAUACAACACUCAUGUUCCAUCAGGAAUUGGUGGACGAAGUCGGGAAAGUCUUGAUGAACGGACAAGUGGAGGAGGAUGUUCCUCUUUCCAUGGAUGAAGCACAGCUUUUGGUACUUAAUGUGCAGAGAUUCUACGGCGGCUUGACUGAAUCCGAAGGUUCGAAAAGAAAGUUGGAGUUGUUGAAAGAGUUCACCGCAGGAAACCCUGAUUUCAACAUGGAGAGACUUAUUGAAGAAGCAGCAUCCUUUGAUUGA
This is a messenger RNA of Clavispora lusitaniae ATCC 42720, 876 nucleotides long. RefSeq lists its product as uncharacterized. Gene Ontology annotation, biological process: mitochondrial proton-transporting ATP synthase complex assembly. NCBI's taxonomy places the organism in Eukaryota, Fungi, Ascomycota, Pichiomycetes, Serinales, Metschnikowiaceae. The record is from RefSeq and is a predicted model, not a curated record. Gene Ontology annotation, cellular component: mitochondrion.